Messenger RNA from Rhizophagus irregularis DAOM 181602=DAOM 197198, 2638 nucleotides. The record is from RefSeq and is a predicted model, not a curated record. NCBI's taxonomy places the organism in Eukaryota, Fungi, Glomeromycota, Glomeromycetes, Glomerales, Glomeraceae.
ACCAUUCAUUUUAUCAUAAUUAUGAGUAAUAUUGUGAUAAUCAAAAAGAAAUUUUAAUACACUAAACUUAUAAUAUCUUAGGAACAUUUGGUUUGGUCUCAACCAAUUUUUUUUUUAAAAAAAAUAAAUAUUCUGAGAAAAAUAUACAUAUUGGAUAAGGUUUUCUAACCGCAACAUCUUAUCAGAUUCACGUGAUUUUGAAAGCAAGCUAGUGUUGUCCAUCUGCACAAUUGGACCAAAUAUCCGUCGUAUGAAAAAAAAAACUCUUUCCCCUUUUUCUUCAUUUCAGUAGUUUUCCGCAGUAAUUUUGCGCAAGUUUAUUUUUUUUAGUUUCUAUUUGAAACACCCAAAGGGAAGAGGCCCUAAUAGGGCGCCUCGGGCAUAAGACGAGGUUUUAUUGUUCUUAUUACACCCAUACUCAAAGGGUUGGUUAUGUCUUAUUUUCCAAGAGCCGACGAUUUUGUUCUUGCACCCGGAUACGACUAUACGCCUGCUGGUCCUGAUGACUUCGUUUUCAACCACGAUACUUCACAAACAGUACCUCCUACUGAAGACAGUUUAUCAGAUACACCUUCAUCUCAUAACGACUUUGAUGAUAUUAGGCCCUUUUCCUCGCCUAACAAAAAUUAUAUUUUUUCUACAAAAUACGAAAAGUUCCACGUGACUCCACACCAUAGAGCCGGUUAUAACAAGAUUUACAAUUUUAGGCGUUCAAAAAGUUUCUUUUUUGAGCUGGUUGAUCAUUUACCAGACACCAAUCAACUUCAAGUGAAGAUUUACACAAAUGAUUAUCAUAUGUCCUCUAACCCAAUUAAUCAUGAUUCCACAAGCCGACUCCCUAAUUUCAAAUUUCAAAUAUCGAAACAGCUCACGCACUUUUUUUUAACACAAAAAGUUAUUCCUCGAAGAUUGCAAGAAAAAUUUUUUACACAUAUUCGUAAAAAACUAUUGGAGCGUUUGGAUUUUAUAAGAUCACGUGCCCAAAAAAAAGACAAAAAUAAUCACAUGACUAAAACUUUUUUUAAUUUUUCGUAUAAAAAAUAUAGAUUUUAUUUUGGAAUUUACCUCCCAUGUAAUCAUACUCACACAGUGGGUUUACUUCCCAAUACUAUUGCAACCUGCUCCAUUCCGGUCCCUUUUACAAUGUCACAUCAUCGUCAUGCCUGUAUCAUCCACCAUAAGAAUCUUGUUCUUUAUUCUAUCUCGAAGGAUAACAAAAUUCCUGACUUUAGUCGUUGCAAAACAUUCAAAGAUUUUCAUGCAUCUCGCCUCUACAACAGAUGGACCAAAAAGAAAUUACAUCAGAAUUUUUCGAACCGAUUGGGUAUCUCUUUCACCACAUCAUACCAUGCAUAUAACACUAAUGUCGUCGCUACGAAAGGACUUGAUUUUAUUUAUGGCAAAUCUUAUGGAAAUCUUCAAUUUACCCCCAGUUCAUCUCCAAAUGUAAAGAAAAGACAAGAAGCACGUUUUAACGCUUUGGUUAGGCACACUUUUCAUAACGCCAAGCUGGAUGAUAAUGCGCUAACGGAUGAUAAACUCCACGUUGCACGACGUCACAAAUUAUUAUUCCAAAAAAAUCAAAGUUUCAUCACUCCCAUUAAACACCUUCGAUACAAGAAAAAAUUUGUCAUACCAUCAAAAGAACAUUACACCUUUCCAAUCCCCGUUCAUAAACCAAGAACUGUAUCUGUACCCAUUUUGGUAGAACCGAUCUGCAACGAUAGCUCUGUCGCACCUAAACCAAUUGAGAAUGUUAUAUCCCCAGUCAAUAUAAACCAUUGGGAGAAUGUACCUGAACAUUAUAUUCCUUUAAUUCCUCCAUAUGCCAUUUAUGAAGGUGGCCGAUUGAAUCAACCUUCUCGUAUGAAAGUGUGGAAAAAGAAAUUACAACCACUUGCAGUCGGCAGUGAUGGCUGGCUAGCCUUCAUGAAAGAAAUUUAUGAUGAUCACAUAUCAACGACAAAAUACGAACAAGGAAAAAUUGAUGCCGGAAUACAAUGGGAUACUACUCCUGAUCAAGGCGAAUACAGGAAAGAUCUUUGCGAUCUUAUAAUAGAAGUCACUAACACUAAACAUGAUUAUGAGAUGAAAUUACUUGAAAUCUCAUCGGUAGUAACACCUGAAUUUCCAAUUUUAUCUGGACCUAUCAAGAAUAGCAAACGCAAAAAACGCGAAAAACGUCAAGUACAAAUAUUACGAGAAUUUGAACGGAAAAAACAGGAAGAUACCGAAAUCUUAGAAGACUUACGUUCUCAGGUUCUAAAUUAUGAUGACAUUUUUUACAUGAAUUAUUAUAGGAAUGAAUUCAGUUUGGCAUAUCAGCCUUGUGCUAUUAUGGAUGAUAGACCGUUUAAACGAAGUGCCAGUAAUAAUGGCAAUUUAGAUACUCACUAUGGUUAUCAUAUAGAUAAAAAGGUUUGCUUGGUAUCCGCCUCGAAGGAUUUAGGUAACAGUUCGUCUACUCGUACUACUUAAGUACUCGUUAGUCAUUUUUUAUAUAGGAAUUUACACAUAUAUUAGUUUCUUUUUGUACAUGCUUAUUAGCAUUUUAGUUCUUUUCCUUUAUGUUAGAUUUUUAACAACUUAAAAUAGUGUAAACCAUUCCACCUCUUACAGUAUUUACAGGUGGCAACCC